CACACUUCAUGAAUAUUUAACAAUAGACUGAGUUCUAGGAGGAGUUUAAAACAAAGAAUACACAACAAGUUCAUCUCUUAGGAAGAAUAUAAUUCUGACUUUCUUGAGGACAAAAAAAAUUGUGAAAGAUAAAAACCAGCCACGGUCCUCUGGACAGAUUUUUGGCUAAGUUAUAAUUAACACCCAGUAUUCCCUACCUGCAGGAGUGAAGACAACACACAACAGCAUUGCAGAUGAAGUAUGUUGUUUCUAAGAGAAUGCAUGAUCAGGUAGGUAAUAUGAAAAUGUUACCACGAAGAAGGUCUAUUUUCCGUUGGGUCACUUAAGAUACCCGCAUAGCACAGUCCAAAGGAAAACCGCAUAUAUCAAGACCCUCAUGAAAAUGUAACCUUGAACUCAAUCUGCACGCAUCUCUAAGCUUUUGUCUGCAUCUGAGCUGCCCAGGGGUUGGGUUCUGACACACUCUGCUCAGAAAUGCUUUUAACAGGGUCCUGAGCAACGGGUCACUGGCUAAAUCCUCACCUUGCCAUCACCCAGAUCCCAUAUGGAUGCCAGUUAUGUCCCAGCUGCUCCACUUCCCAUCCAGCUCCCUGCUUGUGGCCUGGGAAAGCAUCAGAGGUUGACCCAAAGCCUUGGGGCCCUGCAAUGCCUGGGAUACCAGGGAAAGGGUUCUGGGUCUGCAUAGGCUCUAACCAGCUAACAGAAGUUCUUUCUCUGUGUCUCUCCUUCUCUGUGUAAAUUGACCUUUCCAAUAAUGCCAGGUCCAAGCGGCCAGCUUCCAGCCAUGGGCAGUCCCUGUUGUCAUCACCAAUGACUAGCCAGCAGGAUGGAGUCUGGCUGGUGAAGCUGUAACACCAAGAGCUGACAGCCACCAAGCUUCCUCCCCAGUCUGGGGAUGUGCUGCUUUUCUACCAGCUCUCUUGGCUCUUCAGUACCAUAGAGGUGUGGGCCUCCACCAUCCUAGCCUUCCUGCUCUGUUCCUGAGUGUGGCCUAGAACUGACAUUUUGCUGUCUCCCAGUUCUCUCACUCCCUGACACACAGGGCACAGACUACAGGACAGUGACAUGGAUGCCCCUCCCACAAAGCCCACCCCAGUGCAGACACUUCAAGAGGAGGCUGUGUGCCCCAUCUGCCUCGAUUACUUCACAGACCCUGUGUCCAUCCGCUGUGGGCACAACUUCUGCCGAGAAUGUAUAACUCAGUUGUGGAGUAGGAAGCAGGAAGAGUGGAAUGCGAUCGGAUUGGCUGAGGAGGAGGCUGUGGAAGGCAUUGAAGGGUUGGACGCCUCCAAUUUAGGGGAACAAUUUGAGGGUGACUUGGAGGAGGCUGGUGAGAUCCCAGAUUCCAGCUGGGACAACACAGAUUACAUGUGGGAAGAGGAGGAGGAAGUGGAGGAGGAAGAGGAGGAGGAAGGGGAGGAGCAGGACAGGGAGGAGGAAAUCCUGGACUUGGCAGAUAUACAGGAAGAGCUUAUGGGCGAGGAUGAAGAGAAUGUUCUAGAAGAGCAUGAGGAAGAGGAACUGCAGCCUGUUAACCCUGUGCUUCCCCCUGAAGUGCCUCAGAGGCUGUUCACCUGCCCUCAGUGCCGAAAGAGAUUUUGUCAGUCCAGCUUCCGCCCCAACGUGGAGCUCGCCAAUAUGGUGCAGGUGAUUCGGCAGAUGCAGCCAACCUCUGAGCAUGGGAGGCCUGUAAAUGAGAGCAUGUGUCCUAAGCACCAGGAAGCCCUGAAGCUCUUCUGCACCGUAGAUGAAGAGGCCAUCUGUGUGGUGUGCCGCGCAUCUCGGGGCCACAGAAAGCACAGUGUGGUGCCACUGGAGGAGGUGGUGCAGGCAUACAAAGCCCAAUUGCAGGAGCAGCUGGAACCCCUUAGGAGGCACCUGGAAGCUGUUCAGAACCUGAAGGCCAGGGAGGAGAGUCGUUUGAUGGAGGGUAUGAGCCAGAUGAAUGCACAGGUGGCACAUGUAUCCUCGGAGUUUGGGCAGCUGACUUACUAUUUGUACCAAGAGCAGAAAGACCUGGAGAGACGCAUAAAAGACCAAUACAAACGUAAGAUAUGGCAGGCACAGGUGGAAGCCGAGCACCUGUCAGAGCUGACCACCAAGCUGAGCUGCCUGCUGGCUGAGACCCAGGAGCGGAGCCAGCGGGGCAACCUACGGCUGCUUCAGGAGACUCUGGGAAAGUGUGAAGAAAUACAGCGGCAGCUCCCACACGUCAGCUCCCCUGACCUGAGCAAUCCCAAAGGUGAUGACUUCAUGAAAGAUGCCGUCGUGAGGAAAAUGAGCCAGAACUUCUGUGAGGAUGCAGGCCUGAAUGAGACAUCUGACCCUGGCACAUCUCAUGCAGCCUCAAUGCCAUCUUCUGAUUGCCAUGACCCACCUGAUGAACACGCAGAAGGUUACUAACCAUCACACAAGUGUUUCUCAACCCUCAGCCCACUGCUGCAUAUUCGUUGCCAAAUAUUUCUAGUGCAGCUGCAUCUGCUACGCAGGUGGGCCCAAGGACCUGGCCCAGACGCCCUGAGUCCCACUAGACCCUCUGCCCCCAGGACUCAGACCCAGCACCUACUGCUCAUGAGGUCGUUAUGCUGUAGUAACAGAUAUCGUUUCAAUUUCAAUUUUCAAUUUAUUGUUGCUAGUAUGUUAAAAGAGUUAUGUGUUUUUCAUCCUUAGCGUGUAUCAUGUUCUUUUACUAAAUAAAUAAAAACAUGGGAGCAUUUA
Messenger RNA from Ochotona princeps (American pika), 2718 nucleotides. RefSeq names its product E3 ubiquitin-protein ligase TRIM41-like. The record is from RefSeq and is a predicted model, not a curated record. The coding region runs from base 1066 to 2403 and encodes 445 amino acids. Gene Ontology annotation, cellular component: nuclear body. Lineage: Eukaryota; Metazoa; Chordata; Mammalia; Lagomorpha; Ochotonidae. The transcript is spliced from 2 exons. Gene Ontology annotation, molecular function: zinc ion binding.